AUUUGCCAAACUCUUGAAAUACUAAUUUUAAAUAAACCACGACGAUGUGAAAAUACGUGUCUGCUGUAGUUCUGCUCGGACGAGGUGGAUCUAGUUUUUUUAAGAGCCUAGGGGGAGGAGGGUCUGUGCUUCGGUGCCACUUAUCAUUAGAUAUGGCCACCGUUAUAGAGUACGCCGAAGCGUCAUCCUCAACUUAAUUUUAUGAUUUUUCUCAUAUAUUUUUCAGCUCACAUCGUUCGGCGGACACACUGUUAUUUUGGGCAAGCUAAUGUUUGUUUCUACACGUUUUUGGAGCCGGUUGUUACUGCGUGGCAGGCUGGUUGCGAGAGUCUCCUAACUGGCCGCUUCUGCUUGUCGCAGCUGAAGAAAAUAGAACCAGUUGCCAAGCCAGCGGUCGGAACCGAACGUUUACUUCUCCUCGUCGUUACACGUUCCUCAAGAAUUUGAAGUUUUAUUCACCGAUUGGUUGCUCUUCUUUUUUGACAGCCACAUGUGUUUUGGCUCUUGUUUGUUUUCAUGUUAAUGAUCAAAUUUUUGGGUGGCUAACAUCAACUAGCUGUGUUACCCGAACUCGACAGCUGUCAUUGGAGAAAAAGGAAAGUGAUCUCCGCAAAUGCCAGUGAAGCGGUUUUCUUUUGGAUUUACAUCAACGGCUUUUCCAUCAAAUGGGCAAAGUUGGGAAUAUCAUUGCAACGCUGGGAUAUAAUGAUAUGCGCUGUGCAUUUUUGAGAACUGCGGUCUUGUUUCAUUGGAGAGAAGCUAGCUGCUAGCUGGCUGGUUGAUAAAACGUUUCAUCCCCCCAUUAUUUUGGGACAUGAAGAGGACAAUUCGCUGUCCAUAGGGCUGGGAAGAAUGUCAUCAGAGGAUAAGACUGUGGAAACCUCUGACCAGGGACCCGCACCGCCAUCCAGCAGCGGAGGGACCACGUCCACAGGAAGUCCUGCCCUCGCAGACAAGCGACCCCGCGGCAGGCCACGCAAGGAUGCUGCUGCCAUCCUACCCCAGGCACCACUCUUAUCGAUGUCUAAAAACAAAAAGAAGGGUCGCACCAGAGGGAGGGUUGUUGUGGAUGAGGAGGACAGUAUGGACAGUACUGAGAUAACAGAGUCCACGGAUCCUCAGGAUGCAGAAACACAGAUCCAGCAGGAGGAGACUGUGGAAGUGGUGACCACUGAGGUGCCAGAGGAGGACAAGCCCUCUUCCCCUCUGGCCCAGAGCCCUCCAGCAGAUAGUUCAGCAGGACCAUCAGUCCCAGCAAGUAGAGAAAUCAAAAGCAGUGUCUGUGCCUUCUGUUACUGCGGUGGUUAUAGCCUUCUGGGUCAGGGGGAUCUGCAAGUGUUCAGCUCCACAUCUCAGCAUGAAACACUCGUCAGCCAUAAUGGGGAAGGAGGCUUGACAAGCGAUGGCACCGAUGGUGACGAAGCGGCUCAGCCUGGAGAAACCACCUCAGGACAGAAGCAUGGGUCUGAAACCUGCCAUGAAGAACCAGACCCUGCCAGUCGAUUCUGGGAUGAGCUUUCUCACGUCGGCCUUCCACAACACCUUAAAGUCUGGUCUCUCUUCGAGUCGGGGCAAUGUUGGGCACAUCAGAGUUGUGCCAUGUGGUCUGAUGGUGUUUGUGAGGGCGAGGGACAAUCUCUGCUUAAUGUGGACAGAGCCAUUGACUCAGGGAGCACAAAGCACUGUGCAUACUGUAAGCGCCUUGGAGCAUCCAUUAAGUGCUGUGCUGAAGGAUGUGCCCAACUAUACCAUUACCCCUGUGCAGGGGCUGCCGGGACCUUUCAGGAUUUCAGGAGUCUCUCACUCCUCUGCCCAGAACACAUUGAAUUGGCAAUUCAAAAAUUUGUAGAUGAAGUAAAUUGCGUGCUAUGCGACAGCCCAGGGGACCUGCUGGACCAGCUCUUCUGCACCAGUUGUGGUCUGCAUUACCACGGGAUGUGCCUGGACAUGGCUGUGACCCCUCUGAGAAGGGCAGGUUGGCAGUGCCCCGAGUGCAAAGUCUGCCAGACAUGCAAGAAUCCAGGAGAGGACACUAAAAUGCUGGUGUGUGACAUGUGUGACAAAGGCUACCAUACCUUCUGCCUGCAACCUCCUAUGGACUCUCUCCCCAUCAACGGGUGGAGAUGUAAGAACUGCAGAGUUUGCAUCCAGUGUGGAACACGAGCCAGUGGGCAGUGGCACCACACCAGCCUGCUGUGUGAGAACUGUGUCCAAAACCAGGACCCUGCUCUCUGCUGUCCCAUGUGCUCUUGCAUAUUAGACCCUGAGCAUCAAAAAGACUUAAUGUUCUGCCAGACUUGUAAGAGGUGGCUACAUCUAGAAUGUGAGCGUCAGAACUCAGGCCAAGGAGAAAUCCACCCCAAGGAGGACUAUGUUUGCUCCAACUGCAGGUCUCCUUCUGCAGAGCGGGCGCUUCAGGCCGAGGAUAUGGACAUCGUCCCAGAGCUCAGCCCUGAACCAGCCUCCAUGCACAUAGACUCUGAGACUGGCCUACAGCUGGCUCAAAAGCACACAGACCUAGAAGCUGGCACUCAGCUGUCCUCUGAAAUGCACAAUGACCCCAAACCGGAAUUACAUGUUGUUCCAUUGCACUCAGAUCCAGAGCCUGUUCAGGUUGCCGUCCAGGAGGAGAAGUUAGCCACAUUGGACCAGAGUACUGAAGCCUCGGGAGAAGCAGAUGUUGUUGAUACACAGGUUACUGAACCUUCGAUCAACAAAAUUCCAACAGAAUUCAAUCCAGACUCAAAACCAGCAGCCGGAGUCCAGCUCACUUCUACAGAAAGGCCCGCAUCUUCAUCCACUCCAAGCCAGGAAUCUAUUCCAGCCCAACAGUCUACAAAGCCACUACAGACACAGGAUAUCACAUUGCAGCCCAAACCAGCAAAUACAGCGACCUGCCCUGAACAGGGGGUGGUCAACCCCAGCACAAAGGAUUUUAAGCCCAUCAUCUCAACUACCAAAGAACCGAAUACUACAUCAGUACCUUUCAAUGAACAACCAAUGGAAGUCACGCUAUACCAGCCUUCAAGUUUGGAUGUAGUCAGGGCUUCUUUCCUGGAAACUGCUCCAAAAGACCCAAACAAGGACCGAAACGAGGGUACGUUUCACAUGAACCUGGCAGAGACUGUUAAGCCUUUGGCUUCUUCUACAUCACAGGAUGUGAGCUCUACACUGGACAGCAAGACUUUAAUGUCAUAUUCCGGCUUGUCCUCAGAGGGGAAGCCCUUCAAAACAGCAGUGGAGAGAUUAGUGGAAAUGGUUUCUUCUCCUUCGCACACUUCUCUGGCCAGAGGGCCGCCUCUCAGAGAACCACCGCAGACCCACAUCCUACCUACACUGAGUGACCACAGCAGUACAAUUCCAACAACAACCCUGGUACAAUUUACACCCAAGAUUGGCAUGGGAAAACCCGCCAUUACCAAGAGGAAGUUUUCUCCUGGAAGGCCACGAGUGAAACAGGGUGCAUGGAGCCCCCAUAGCAGAGUGAGCUCACCCUUGUCCUGGUCACCAGACCAGCCAGAGGGGUGGGACCCAAGGAGCAGGCAGUCCUCUGGCAGCCCAGGGUGGAGCAUCCGAGUGGGUCGAGGCUCAGGCUUCCCUGGUAGGAGGAGGCCCAGAGGGGCCGGUCUGUCAGGUAGAGCUGGGCGAGGCAGGGCCAGAGGGAAGAACGGAGUCAGCCCCAGCAUCAACCCUGGGAUCACUACAGUAGAAAUACAAUACCCUCUCAAGGAGGAAGAGGAGAGUGCCAUGCAUAACACAGUUGUCAUUUUCUCCAGCAAUGACAGUUUCACACUCAAACAGGACAUGUGUGUAGUGUGUGGGAGUUUUGGUCUUGGUGCAGAGGGCCGUCUUUUGGCCUGUGUUCAGUGCGGCCAGUGCUACCACCCGUUCUGUGUUGGCAUAAAGAUCACUAAAGCAGUGCUCAGUAAAGGCUGGCGCUGCCUGGAGUGUACCGUGUGUGAAGCUUGUGGCCAAGCCACAGAUCCCGGUCGCUUGCUGCUGUGUGAUGACUGUGACAUCAGCUAUCACACCUACUGCCUGGACCCUCCGCUGCAGAACGUCCCCAAGGAGAGCUGGAAGUGCAAGUGGUGUGUGGCCUGUACCCAGUGUGGUUCAACCACUCCAGGACUAAGGUGUGACUGGCAGAAUAAUUAUACCCAGUGUGCACCCUGUGCCAGCCUUACAACAUGCGCAGCCUGUCUGAUGGACUACAGCGAAGGCACCAUCAUCGUGCAGUGCCGCCAGUGUGACAGAUGGUUUCAUGCCUCUUGUCAGAAUCUUCACUCUGAGGAAGACGUAGAAAAAGCUGCAGAGAGCAACUUCGACUGCACAAUGUGCCGCAAUUUCAAAACCACUAAAGUUCUAACCAAGAUUAGAGACACCACUGAGCCACUAAUUGUGUCACAGGCUGCUUCAAGAGCUAAAGAAAUAGAUCUGUCAAGAACCUACACCCAGGAUGGUGUUUGCCUGACGGAGUCAGGACUUUGCCAGCUUCAGAGUUUGUCUGCUGCAGCAUCACGGCGACGAAAACCCAAACCAAAAUUAAAACUGAAGAUUAUUAACCAGAACAGUGUGGCAGUGCUUCAGACCCCCAUGGACCCACUUUCAGAACUCUCUCGAGAUGAAGACAUGGAGGAGAACAGAGAGGCGGAGCUCCUUGAUUGUGAGACCAAGUCUGACUCCAGCCUGGAGCGAGAGCCAGUGGAGGAUGAAUCCAAGGGGGCCGACGGCAUCAAGAAGAGGAAGAGGAAACCGUACCGGCCGGGCAUUGGGGGGUUCAUGGUCCGCCAGAGGAGCCGUCCAGGUCAAGGUCCAGGCAAAGCUAAGCGGGCCCUCUGCAGGAAAGACUCCUCUGGCUCUGUGUCUGAAAACCCCGUUGGAAAAGAUGAUGGUUGGACAGAAGCUCUGCCGGAUACUCCCGUGGAUGAGACGCCCACCGGACUGGAGGUCCCGGAGAAGAUAAAGAAACGUUAUCGAAAGAAGAAAACCAAACUGGAAGAGGCUUUUCCCACCUACCUACAGGAGGCUUUCUUUGGAAAGGACUUACUGGACAAGAGCAAGCACAGUAGGCAUCAAGCGGUUGAGUCGGGGUUGCUGGAGGAUGGGCAGAACCACGUAGAGAGGAAGCACCCCGUUACCGGCUUCCUGGACACGAAGUCAAGCCCGCUGCUCAGUGCAUCAUCAUCCAUGCCAGCAAGAGCAGCAGCAGCACCACAGCCAGCUGAGGAUCCAUUAGUUGAUCUGUCUGAUGUUUUGAACUCUGGUGCAGACAUCUUGGGAGCGCUCGGAAAGCCAAGCGGUGACUCUGGUCUUGAUUUUUGCCACUUCAGGGUUGACAGCUCACCUCCUCCUUUUGCUGGUCUGGAGAUCCGAUCCCUGACAGACAGCUCCUCAGUAGCCCCUCCGACUGGACGGAGGACGCCUCGAACCAUUGCAGAUGAACCCCUGGAUGGCAUUCUCAGCCCAGAACUAGACAAGAUGGUCACAGAUGAGUCGAUGCUCAGCAAACUUUACAAAAUUCCAGAGCUGGAGGGCAAGGAUGUGGAGGAUCUCUUCACCGCAGUUCUUAGCCCGAGCAUGAGCCAACCACCUCCACCACAGGUGCCUCACCCCCCGGGUCCAGGGCCCAUCCCUUCGUCACCUGGCACAAGUAUGCCUCAUCCCAAUGCAGGACAUCCGAUGUUCCCGAGGAUGCCAAUGAUAAAUGGUAUCAGGGGUCCAAACCAACGCUUUCCCACUAAUCCCGGACCAGGACCCUGCAUCCCAGAAAAUUUCUCAUCACUCAAUCGUAUGCCUUUCUCUGACAAUCCAAGGGAUAUAAAGUUUAAUCAGAUGCCUAGAGAGGCACUUGGUCCGUGGCCGUCCUCUACCCAUGGCCCUGGCCCUGCACCCCCUGGGUCUUUGCCCGAGGGGGAGACCGAAGCCAUGUCAAAUGCCCAAAGAAGCACACUCAAGUGGGAGAAGGAGGAGACACUAGGAGAGCUUGCCACUGUUGCACCUGUACUAUAUACCAAUAUCAAUUUCCCCAACCUUAAAGAAGAGUACCCAGAUUGGUCCACAAGAGUUAAACAAAUUGCUAAACUCUGGAGGAAAGCUAGUUCACAGGACAGAGCCCCAUAUGUGCAAAAGGCAAGAGAUAACCGAGCAGCCUUGCGCAUCAACAAAGUCCAGAUGUCAAAUGAGACGGUGAAGAGGCAUCAUCCACAGCAACAGCCCCCUGAGGUGUUUGAUCCCAACUUACCACUAGACACAGAACUGCUGUUUAAAGACCCUUUGAAACCAAAAGAGUCAGAGCAUGAACAAGAGUGGAAGUUUAGACAGCAAAUGAGGCAGAAAAGCAAACAACAGGCCAAAAUUGAAGCCACUCAAAAGUUAGAGCAAGUGAAGAAUGAGCAACUGCAGCAGCAGCAACAGCUGACGAGCAGUCAGUUGGAAGGAGACGGCAACAACAGCGGAAACCAGAGUCCAGCCUCCCAACCAAGUAAUGACAGCAUGUCCCCAAUGCAGCAGUUUAACCCUAAAGAAAGUUUUACCAGGCCACAGCUACAAGGUACUCCCACUUCAUGUUCCACAGAGGAUGUGUUCUUAAGACCGCCUCCUCCCCCUCCAUCUGGCCCUUCGUCGCAACCUCAGUCUCCGCAAGUAUUUUCACCAGGUUCCUCUGGAUCCAGACCAUCUUCUCCGUGGGAUCCUUAUGCCAAAAUGGUAGGGACCCCAAGACCACCAACACUUGGACCAAAUUCAUGUCGCAGAAUGUCUGUGGAAUCAGGUAAAUCCCCCACUUCGUUGAUGGAGCAGCAGGACCGAGGAAGGCCAUCUCCAGCGCAUGAAGCAUUUGGUUCUCCUACAUCUGUGUGCAACGACCCUUAUGCCAAACCUCCUGACACACCAAGGCCAACUGGAGAAAUAGACCCUUUUCUGAAGCCCAUGGGUCCCCCCAGGGGCAGCCAGGCAGCACAAGGAAGAUCCCCAAUAGGAUCUCCGGGUAGAGACCCAUACUCAAGACCCAUGAUUAGAAACGAUGCCUAUCAGCGCCUGGCCCAAAACAGGAUGAUUUUGUCCGACCCUUACUCUAGACCUUUAAUAGCACCCAUUCCUGGUAGUAAUGAGUCUGGGUCUGUACCUCUGUUCAAAACUCCUAUGCCUCCUCCUCAGGAUCCUUUCAGCCGACCAGGUCCUCAUCCCGCAGACAGAUUUCCACAAAACCAGGCAAGUGACUCCUAUGCACAGCCCCCACAUCCCGUAAGACCAUCAGGGAAUGACAGCUUUACCAGUCCUCCUAGGAUAAAUCAGCAUCACCCUCAAGGGCACCCAUUUACUCACUCUGGACCAAUGUCUCAGAUGUCUAAAAAUCCCUAUGCGCACGCGCCUUCCACUCCAAGGCCAGACCGUUUUACUUAUGACCCCUUUGCCCCGCCAGUUGGUCCUAACAAGUCAGGUGUUGACCAUUUCUCUCAGCCUACGAUUAACCAGCGUUCCAUCAACAAACAUGGAGCUCAACCUCGACCAUUUUUUGAGCCUUAUGCUCCACCGCCAGGCACUCCACGUCCACAUGACAACUACGGUCAACCAUCAAACUCACCUGGUUCUUCCUCAGACCCCUACUCUCAGGCUCCUUCUACUCCUCGUCCCGGUGGGAUGAACCAGUUUCCUCAUAAGUCCCACCCUGGACAGAGAAUGUCACCUUCCCACUCAAUGGACCCUUAUGGUCAACCACCAGGGACUCCACGUCCCUCAGUUGGAGAGAGGUUCUCCAAGUCCCCGGGUAGCCAGAGGGGGCCAGUGGAGCCAUUCACCAGUACUCCUGGACCAUCACGAACAGGAAGUAAUGACAAUUUUUCCCAGCCAGGGCCCGCUAGACAAAUGCUCAAUGACCCUUAUGCUCAACCUCCAGGGACCCCAAGACCUGGUCCCGAUGGGGGUAACAGACCAAUGCAGAGGCCAGGACCAGGUCAGGAUUCUUUCUCCUCAACGCAAUCCAGGCUUCAAGAGUCAUACUCCCAUCCGGAUUCUCACACACAAAAGCACCCUGGAGUUCUGGAAGAUGGAUUCACCCAGUCACCUACAAGAAGACCCAGUCAGACACCUGUCCACGACCCUUUAGAACAAGCCCCCAUGACCCCUUGUCCACAGUCCACAGAAAAAAUGGAAAUGAAAGAUCAGACAGUUUUAGGUAACAAUGGAAGUGGCCCUCAAGACCCAAACCAAAUGCCCAACAAUCUACAAAUACCUGCUGUGUCAUGUGAAGCCCAGGGUGUUGCUCUCGCCGAGACUGAGGAGAAACUCAGACAGCGGCAAAGAAUUAAAGAGCUAAUCCUCAAACAACAUUUACAGAGGACUGCCAGCCGACAGGAGAGGGGCCCUCAGGAUCCUGCUGGUAACACAGCCCCAGGAACGCCACGACCCUGGCCCCAAGACGGCCCCAGCCAACAGGGCGAAAUGUUCAACAGACCUCCUCCACCUUAUCCCGGACCAGUCCCCAUGAGAGGCCCGAUGAGAUUUCCUGGAUCUUUUCCAGUGGAUCAGCGUGUCUGUUUUUCUAACGAGGGGCAAAUCCACCAGCCCCCACACCCUGGAGAUCCUAAUUUGAGGCAUCAGGGACCACGGUUUGCAUUUACGGCCGGUGUUCCAGGACCUCACGGGCCUCAAGAGUUCUUUCACAGAGGGGAGCACACGAUGCAGAAUGUCCCUCCUCAGAUGAGAUUGCCCCUGACUGCUGAAAUGACAAAAGGCAUGGGAGGAAACCCCAUGGGGCUGCACCACAACUUCCCACCACGCAGCAUGCCGGUGCAGCAACACAACAUAAUGGGCCAGCAUUUUAUCGAGCUGCGACACCGAGCGCCAGAAAACAGGCCGCGCAUGCCGUUUCCACUCGGCAGCAUGCAAGGAAACAAUAUCGACCCUAACCUGCUGGGCCAACGGCCUCCAGACUUUUCUGGACCACCUGAUCCCAGGUUCUCGUUAAAUCAGGGGCUUAAAAUGGUCGACCCUAAUGGUAGCCAGGCCGGCCACUUACACCUCUCUGCUAGCAUGGACAAUCUUCAUCAACAAAGCCAGAUGCCAGGAAUCAGCCCUAUAAAACAAUCUCCAUUGAUGAGAUCUAUGAGCCAACCUGCUUCAAAUGAGAUCCAGAACAUGGCAGCAUCCAUGAUCCUCCCUGCUCCCUCUGUUGUGCAGACCGAGGCCAUCUCAGUGGCAACCAGUGAAGCUAUUGAAGAAAAGCUAGAUGGAGAAGACUCGGCUGUCAAAGACCUUGAAGACGUGGAAGUGAAAGACCUGGUAGAUGCUGACUUGGAAAACCUAAAUUUGGAUCCUGAGGAUGGCAAAGACUUGGAUCUAGAGACCAACGACCUGCACCUUGAUGACUUUCUGAAAUCUGGUAAAUUUGACAUCAUUGCUUACACAGACCCCGACUCAGAUGACAUCAAAAAAGACAUGUUUAAUGAGGAGCUGGAUCUUAGCGAUCCAAUGGAUGAUCACGCUGAAGCUGCAGACCUCAACAGACAUCCAAACACGGUAAGUGAGUAUUCAUCAAGUUCUGCAUCUUUGUCUGCAAACUCGGAAACUUCAGGUGAGCAAAAUUCAGCUGAACUCAAGCCGGACGACCCUGGGAUUCAAAACUCGGAUUCUUUACCACUGAACCAGGAAAUUAAAAAAGAGGUCAAAGACUGUCAGAGGCCACCUGAAGAGGUUGAGGAGCAAGCUUCUGACAAUGCCUCAAACCAGCAGGGGGCGCUCUCUGACUCCACCCCAGUCCUGUCCAGUUUACUCAUUAAGCAGCAGCCCGAGGAGUCAUCAUUAAAUCCAAUCAUCGGACCUGUCAGUCAAGGAGGAAACCUCAUGGCCCAGCAGAACCAAGUUACUGAUACACCACAUACCUCAGUGCUUACAGCGAGCCAAACACUAGGCGAAAACACCAACUCGGGUGAUGUUUCUAUGACUGCCUUUGGAGCCGACCAAGUGGGGCUGACCCCAGGAGUGGACCAGAGUGGUCUGAGCCAAGCCCAGCUGGCAGGGUUGAACCAGGCCGCGGGUCAGCUUAACCAACCGCGUCCUCUUUUGCUGGAGGAGCAGCCACUCCUAAUUCAGGACCUCCUAGACCAGGAGAGACGGGAGCAACAGCAGCAGCGGCAGAUGCAAGCUAUGAUACGACAGCGUUCCAGCGAUGCUUUUUUCUCCAACAUCGAUUUUGAUGCCAUCACUGACCCCAUCAUGAAAGCUAAAAUGGUCGCCUUGAAAGGCAUCAAUAAAGUCAUGGUUCAGAACAACAUGGGAAUGACUUCGAUGGUGAACAGGUUUCCACCUGGUUCCGGACCACCACCCUGUCCUGAAAGCACACCGCUCCCUCCACAAGUUGUUGGAUCGGAUGGAAAAUUAACACAAGUACCAAGGCCAAACCCUCCCAGCUUUGGACCAGGAUUUGUCAAUAAUCCUCAGAGGGCUCAGUAUGAGGAGUGGCUCCAGAAGACUCAGCAGCUACUUCAAAUGCAGCAGAAGUUUCUGGAGGAGCAGAUCGGCGCUCACAGGAAGUCUAAGAAAGCCCUGUCUGCCAAGCAGAGAACGGCUAAGAAGGCAGGCAGAGAGUUCCCUGAGGAGGAUGCUGAGCAGCUCAAACAUGUCACAGAGCAGCAGGGUGUAGUGCAGAAACAACUGGAGCAGAUCCGCAAGCAGCAGAAGGAGCAUGCUGAGCUUAUUGAGGAAUACAGAGUAAAGCAGCAGCAGAACAAUAUGACACCGUUAAUGCCGGGGAUGCACCCAGUAACGGCUACUCCUGGCAUGAUGCCCAGUGGACCACCGAUGGUACAGCCGCCCACGAAUGCCAUGAUGCAGAUUCCGCUUCACCCUGGCCAGCCUAACGCGCCUCCACGUAUGCCCAAUGCCCCUCCAGGCUGGCAUCCUGGGCCUGCCAUGCCUUUGGGUGGACCAGGAAUGUCUCCCAUAAUGCCUCCUCAGGUCCCUGUUGGAAACUCAGCUCAGCCCUUUCAAAUGCCAUUGGGCAACGUCCCUCAGCACUCCCAAAUGCCCGUGGAGCCCCAAGCACCGUCCGCUCCGCCAGGUGCCGUUAAAACCAUGCAGCCAGCUGGUGUGAAGUUCGAUGACAACAACCCGUUCAGCGAAGGUUUCCAGGAGCGUGAGAGAAGGGAGAGGCUGAGAGAGCAGCAGGAGAGACAGCGAGUGCAGCUGAUGCAGGAAGUGGAACGCCAGAAAGCUCUGAAACAUCGGAUGGAAAUGGAGCAGCAGGGAAUGAUGGCACCAGAUGGAAGCAUGGCACCACUCGCCCAGAUGCCCUUUUUUAAUUCGGAGCUGCCGCAGGACUUCAUGCAGCCUCAGAGGACCCCUCUACAACAACCACAACAACUUGGACCAAUGUUCCCCCAGCAGCAAGGCAUGCAGCCUGGUAUGGGCUCACCACCUGGAACAUUCAUUCAGGGUGACAGGAGAGCCAUGAUGGGGAAUGGGAUGAUGCCGCCUGACAUGGGGCCUGGCUUAGGGCCUGAUAAUGUUGCUCUGCAAGGGCCUAACUUUCCCCACGCUCAGCCAAGGCCUCGUCACUUCAGCGGACCAGGAAUGAUGGCUCAGAUGCUCAACGACUGUCCCCCUUUUGGGGUGGAUUCAGCGACUCCUCUACCAUCCAACUUCCCAGGCUCGGGUCAGUCUCUUAUUCAGCUCUACUCCAACAUCAUACCUGACGAGAAAGGAAAAAAGAAGAGAAACCGCAAGAAGAAGAAAGACGAUGAUGCUGAUUCAGUCAAAACACCUUCCACUCCCCACUCGGACCUCACAGCUCCUCUAACACCUUGUGUCUCGGACACCUCCUCAACUCCUACCAGGAGCAACCACCUCUUUGGAGACCAGGACUUGUCCAGAUCUCCUCUUCUGGGAUCUUCCACCCCCAGUCAUUCAGAACUUGAGAGGCAACUUUCUGGUGGACAACCCAUUUCAUCAUUAGAUACAUCAAAAACUCUAGCUCAAGAGCAUGAGAGGAUCCUCAGUAACAUAAAGCUCGAGCAGACCGAGGUUACCGAGUGUCACGGGCCAGGUCACGGUUCAGUCGGCUCUGAAAUGAACUUCGUGAAGGAAGAAGGCAACAAGGGGGGCGUGUCUCCAUUUCCUGAGCAAAGUCCAAACAAAGGGGAGGCUGGAAAUGAGCUCCUGAAACACCUUCUAAAGAAUAAGAGUACACCCCCGCAUGGAUUGUCCCAGCAGAGGUCAGAGGAGAGCCUGCGCGCACAGGAGGAGGAGUCCACAGACUGCAAAGCCUUGCUGCGGCAGAGCUCCAUAGACAGCAAUGGGGCGUACUCGGAUGGAACCGCCGACUUUCCUGGACCUCUGCUCCCAGACCAAGAGAAGAAAAAAGGGAGAAACAAGAGACCACCCAAAGGAGGGGAGAAACCUGCCUCUCGCUACAAGAAGAGAAAGAAGGAAGGAGAUGAGAGGCAGCUGAUCCACUCGGGCACCGACUCUGUUAUGACCCAUAUUAAACAGCAACUCUCCCUGCUGCCCCUCAUGGAGCCGUUGAUCAGUGUAAACUUUGCUCACUUCGCUCCCUACGGCAGCGGCCAGCUCAACGGAGAAAACCUCUUGUCCGGUACUUUCGGCAGCGCCUCAUUAGAUGGAGUCUCAGAUUAUUACUCCCAACUGGCCUACAAGCAGAGUAAUUUAAGCAAUCCUCCAACACCACCGGCAUCUCUCCCCCCCACACCACCACCUGUAAAUCGACAGAAAAUGAUCAACGGAUUUGCGACAACAGAGGAGCUGGCUAGCAAAGCUGCGGCCAUGGUCUCCAAAGGCCUGGUGCCAAAGCCGCUACACGUCCCAUUCAGGGCGGAGGAAGAUCUACUAGCCAGGGCCAUCGCCCAAGGUCCAAAAACAGUAGAUGUUCCUGCUUCUCUUCCAACCCCUCCUCACAACAACCAGGAGGAGCUCAGUAACAGAGGACAGGAGCCUUGCAAGGACAGGGACACUCCCGACAGCUUCGUGCCGUCCUCGUCUCCCGAGAGCGUCGUUGGCAUGGAGAUCAGCCGCUACCCAGACCUCUCUCUGGUGAAGGAGGAGCCGCUGUCCCCAUGUUUGUCUCCUGUCCUCCCCAUGCUUCCUGCUCCUGGGAAAGGAUUGGAGAUCAAACUGCCUGACAUCAAGACUGAGCCUUCGUCCAUGUUCUUUGGCUCCCCGUUUGGCCCCGUGCCAAAUGAUUCCAAACAAGGACUGGUUUCUGUAGCUAUCACUCUCAGACCAGCUGCAGCUGAGAACAUCACAGGUGUAGUGGCAGCCAUUUCAGACCUGCUGUGUGUGAAGAUCCCCAGCAGCUAUGAAGUCAGCAGCACCCCAGACCGGCCCCCUCUGUCUAUGGGUCCAAGAGUGGGUCCUAAUGGUAUGGAGCCCCGGCCCCCCAUGCUCUUCCCUAGACAAGGAGAGACCGCAGGGCUUCACGGACAGAUGAUCCGACCCGGUGGACCGCAGGGACUCUUGCACCAGCAGGGACCUCAUUUCCAUUUCCAAUCCAACAGCCCAGUUGUAGCUCGAGGACCGAACUAUAAGACCCCAGCCAGCCCUGGAAGUAAACCUCUGUGGUGCUGCCAUUGUAAAGUGGUGGUUCUGGGAAAUGGAGUUCAGAAAGCCAUCAGAGACCUCCCAGCUCACAUGAAGGAGUUCAAAGGUCGUUUUAGAUCUGAUGACAACCUGGUCUUCUGCAGUCACAGCUGUUGUCUUCUCUAUUGCUCGUCAUCACCGCUGCAAUCCAAACCUUCAGCAGAAACAAAGGAAUCCAUGGCCCUUCUCCAGGCGGCUGAGCAAACAGAGAACCUUUGUAAGACUCAACACCCAUACAAUAACAACAUGUCCUCCAUGGGUGUCCACUGCCUGGCCCAGCUUCAGCCCAAACAGUCUCCCCCGUCCACCCCUCCCAUCCCGUUCCCUAUAGCGGGUGAGGCGCCCAAGACCGAGGCCAAAUCUGAUGCCCUCAAAGUCACGGUGAAGCUGAAGUCUCGGCCAAGGUCCCAUGAUGGUUGGCACCAGGGAAAGAGACAGAAAGGACUCCGCUGGAGGAAGUGGACCAUUCAGGUGAUGAUGCCAAGAGCAAAUUCCCAGCUUCCAGGAGAAGAUGAAAUUGACGAGCUGUUGAAGAAACUUGGUGCGUCGCUGCGCCCUCCACCGCUGCUUAGAGACAAGAGGCGCUGCAGUUUCUGCCACCAGUUUGGAGACGGGGUCACAGAUGGUCCUGCUAGGCUGCUAAAUCUGGACCUUGAUGCAUGGGUUCAUCUAAACUGCGCUCUGUGGUCAACUGAAGUGUACGAGACUCAAGCAGGCGCCCUCAUCAACGUGGAGCUGGCGCUGCGUCGUGGUCAAACGAUACGCUGUGCCUAUUGUCAGCAGACCGGCGCCACCAGCGGCUGCCACCGCCUGCGCUGUACCAACAUCUACCAUUUCACCUGUGCUCUGCAAGCACAGUGCACCUUCUUCAAGGACAAAACCAUGCUGUGUCAUGCCCACCGGCCUCGAGGGACAGCGGGGCACGUGUUGGAGCACGAGCUGCGUUGCUUCGCCGUGUUCCGGCGCGUCUAUGUUCAAAGAGAUGAAGUGCGUCAGAUUGCCACUGCAGUGCAGCAGUCUGAGUUGGGUUAUACAUUCCGGGUGGGAAGCCUGGUGUUGCAUGCAAUCGGCCAGCUAACUCCAGAACAAAUGCUAGCCUUCCAUUCGCCAUCUGCCAUCUUUCCAGUCGGCUACGAGGCCUGUCGCAUUUACUGGAGCAUGCGCCACGUCAGCCACCGUUGUCGCUACGUCUGUUCUGUUGAAGAUGGAGACGGGCUUCCAGAGUUCACCAUCAGAGUCAUUGAACAGGGCUACCAAGACCUGGUUCUGACAGACACCUCUCCUAAAGGAGUGUGGGAUAAGGUUUUAGGCCCAGUUGCUGAGAAAAGAGCCGAAACGGCCACUUUGAGGCUCUUUCCUGUGUAUCUGAAAGGAGAGGAUCUGUUCGGGCUCACAGUCCCUGCUGUCACCAAGAUCACUGAAUCGCUCCCAGGUGUGGAGGCCUGCGACAGGUACUCGUUCCGUUAUGGACGUAACCCUCUGGUGGAGCUUCCCCUCAUGUUCAAUCCAGCUGGUUGUGCUCGAGCAGAGCCAAGAACUAACUCUUCCUGCACCUCACUGGUCAUAAGACCUCAGCCUCAGGUGGUGUCCGGCAGCAGUGCUAGGUCUAACCAGAAUGUGGCUCCAGGAGAAGGAAGCGUUCCUCACAACAAGCCUCCCGUCGUCCACCCCAGGUCCUCCCAGUACCGCUGGAUGAAGAGCGAGUGGAGAGGAAAUGUCUACCUGGGCCGCUCCCGUAUCCAGGGCUUGGGGCUGUUUGCUGCCAGAGACCUUGAAAAGCAAACCAUGGCGAUUGAGUACAUCGGAACGGUCCUCCGAAAUGAGGUUGCCAUCAGAAAGGAGAAGAUUUAUAGAGCUCAGAACCGAGAGGUGUUCAUGUUCCGCAUCGACAGCGAGCAUGUCGUCGACGCCACUCAGAGUGGAGGGCUUGCAAGAUAUAUCAAUCACUCUUGUGCUCCUAACUGCGUUGCCGAGGUGGUAACAUUUGAACGAGGUUACAAAAUCAUCAUCAGCUGCAUUCGAAGAGUUGAGAAAAGAGAGGAGCUGUGUUUUGACUAUCAGUUUGACACCGCCGAGGGUCAGCACAAGAUCGCUUGCCAUUGCAAAGCUGCAGAGUGCAGGAAGUGGAUUAACUGAGCUAAACAAGAAACCUAAAAGCAUUCCUUCAUUGGAGCGAAGACGGGAAAAUGAACAGACUUCACAACUGGAGUCUUUUUAAGAAAUCACCUUUUGCAGAGUCGCUGCAUUUACUGGUUGGUUUAUCAAGAUCAUGAGAUGAAAAGGGAUGGAAGUUUUAACACCGUAGCAGGAUGUGACUUGUGCCAUAUGGGGGUGCGGUUUACGCACCGCCUCCCGCCGUCUGUAUGUAUCUGCGUGUUUGUUUGGUGUACAUGGGGUGCAGAAUCCACCAGCGAAUGAGAAAGCACUGUGCAGGGUGCGGCCUUAUUGCUUCCUAAGGGCAGGCCCUUUUGUUAUAUACUAAUGUAUACCGCUUGACUAAAUGUAGACAUCACUGAAUGAGGAAUGUACAGCAAUGAAAUACCGUGAAGGGAAUAUUAACUUGCACUAAAAAAAACCACAGAAAAACACAAAAAAAAACCACACGAAAACUUUUAAAUACUUGAUUCCAUGAGUCAGUUUUAUCCUAGGUCUCUGUCAUGUGAUUUGUGUGGAAUUGGAGAGCUUUUGUAUUUAUUACUGAGUGAAUGAAUUUUAUUCUUUAAAAUGACGAGAUUGAGUUAAAAGAAGGCUCUUGUUUUUGAAGAUGGAAGAAGAAUUGCUGUUACUUUUGUAUAAAUGUACAUAAAGAAAACUAUAGGAAUAACUGACCAAAUACUACCUUAACCUUCUUGAUGUUUUUGGUGUUUUUAAAACAGUUUUUUUUUGUUUUUAUUUGUCAUUGAAAUUUAUUUAAGAUGGACGUUAUUUCAGUUUUUGAGAGUAUAUAUUAUGAUUAUCCUGUACAGAAUUUGUAAUAUAACCACAAUAAUUCACACAAAGUAUUUUUGUUGUAUUAAAAGUAAGGUAUUGUAGCGUAGUGUUUUUUGUGACUGACACAUACUCUGACCACUCAAAUGAACUAUUUUUGUUGACUAACAACGGUUACAGAAUACGACUAAAAAGGACUCUUAGAUGCUGAGAGGUCUGCGUGCUGUUCUUCAGGUUUGAUUUUAAAGAACUGUGAAUUAGAUUUUGAAACCCAAAAACAAACUUUUUAAACUUUGUAUUUUAAACAAGAACAGCAACCUGUUUUGUUUUUGUUUUCCACAUUUAUUUUUCACAAAAAAGGUGCAAAACAUCUAAUUAUGUACUAGAUGAACCCGUGUGCGACAGAAAGAAUUGUAUGUGAAACUGUAGGUGGUUCAGAAAUGGCAUUCUGCUUAAUCAAAAAUAUUUCCUAUACUGACACUUCACAAGUCACGUUGCUUAGAAACUCCAGAGUUUUUGCGUGCACAAUUUCAAGUGGACUGUAACAUUUUGCAGACAGUCUUAGAACUUGUAAUGUAUAUGGCAUGUAUUUUUUUAAACUUUCCGAAGACUCAAUUGUAUAUAUUUUCUCAAUGAAUGGUUGUAACAAAAUUGUUUCUUGGAUAUUUUUCUUCUCUUGUACGAUACAUCUUCCUGCCAGUGUGUUUGUGCUACAUUUUCUUGGUCGUGUAAAGUAGUCGGAUUACUUUUCUUGUAUUCCUUCUCCCUGUUUUUUUUUCUGUUUAUUUUUGAAAAUGCCUUUUGAAAUGUACAGAGUAUGAGGUUUGGAGUUUGUGGAGUUGAAUUUAGAAACAUUUACAAAAAUAAACUAUUUUACAUGUUA
Molecule: messenger RNA, 17401 nt
Organism: Nothobranchius furzeri (turquoise killifish)
Lineage: Eukaryota; Metazoa; Chordata; Actinopteri; Cyprinodontiformes; Nothobranchiidae
Gene: kmt2cb
Product: lysine (K)-specific methyltransferase 2Cb
Biological process (GO): positive regulation of transcription by RNA polymerase II
Cellular component (GO): nucleus; MLL3/4 complex
Molecular function (GO): transcription coactivator activity; histone H3K4 methyltransferase activity; histone binding
Source: RefSeq, a predicted model, not a curated record